UUCUGCGCGUUUUCGGACUUUGAAGUUUUUCCCUUUGUGCGCUUACAGGAGGUGAGCGCGGAAUUUGAAGGAUUUGGGUGUUUUUUUUUUUUUUCGUUUUUCCAGCGUCUCCUGGAAGCCCUGCAGAGAUUAAUUUGUGGAAAGUGAUGGCCGAGCGGGGAGCUGUGCUGUGGCUCCUCGGUCUCCUCUGUCUCACCUUUCCGCUCGCUCAGGCAAAGCAUGUCGACAAAGGUUCAGCAGCGCAACCCUUCAGCCCCUUCUGGUUCACAGUGGAGCCCCAGGACACGCUGGCCAUUCGGGGCAGCCCGGCACUGCUCAACUGCUCGGCCUACAGCGACGCCGCCACGCCGGCCCGCAUGGAGUGGAAGAAAGACGGCACCUUCAUGAGCCUGAUCUCAGAUGAGAGGAGACGCGUGCUGGCCGACGGCUCGCUCUUCUUCACACACGUGGUGCACUCCAAGCACAACAAGCCCGACGAGGGCACCUACCAGUGUGUGGCCAGCAUCGACAACCUCGGAUCCAUUUCUAGCCGCACAGCACGCCUUUCUGUAGCAGGGAUGCCGAGGUUCAUUAUCCAACCAGCAGCAGCCAGCGUGCACCUCGGGGGACAACCAGGUGAUGGUGUGUGAGGUCAACUCAGACCUGGUGCUCUUCACUCGGUGGGAGAAAGACCGGCAGCCCCUUGAGCUGAACACCAGACUGUUCCAGCUGCCCAGCGGAGCUCUAGUGGUCAGCAACGCCUCAGAGACGGAUGCCGGACUCUAUCGCUGCCUAGUGGAGAAUGUGGGAGCAUCGAAAUCCAGUGAGGAGGCCCAGCUUCAGAUACUGCCAGAAACCGGAGAAGAAAGGAAGCCGGAGUUCAUGGUGCACCCGGCGUCUGUGAGCGGCGUGGUGGGUGCGACGGUGCUGCUGCCCUGCGUGGUCACUGGGUAUCCUGCCCCUCAUGUCCGCUGGACGUUCGGAGACAAGCUGUUAGACGAAAGGU
Messenger RNA from Thalassophryne amazonica, 985 nucleotides. RefSeq names its product neogenin-like. Gene Ontology annotation, biological process: cell-cell adhesion. NCBI's taxonomy places the organism in Eukaryota, Metazoa, Chordata, Actinopteri, Batrachoidiformes, Batrachoididae. The record is from RefSeq and is a predicted model, not a curated record. The coding region runs from base 147 to 629 and encodes 160 amino acids. The transcript has 4 exons.